CCUUCCGGCUGAAUAUGCUCAGCUCUCAACCCUCGAGAUUUCUCCUCCCCAGCAAUUUCCUUCUCAAAUUCCCACGCUUUCCCGCCACCCAAACAAGAGCGUUAUUUAACAGCCCGUUUUCUUCCCUCUUGGACCUCUGCACUAGACCUCAACACCUUCACCAAGUUCAUGCCAGGUUCAUCCUUCAUGGCUUACACCAGAACACAACGCUCUCUUCGAAACUCAUCGACUGCUAUGCCAACCUUGGCCACCUCACUCUCUCCCGAAAAGUUUUUGAUUCUAUUGUCAACCCAAGUUCAAUUCUUUACGGCGCAAUCUUACGGAAUUUGGCAAAGUUUGGUGAGUUCGAGAUGACCCUUUUGGUUUACCAAGAGAUGGUCAUGAAAUCCAUGUACCCAGAUGAAGAUACUUACCCUUUCGUUUUGAGGUCAUGUUGUUGCUUGGAAGAUGUUGGAAAUGCAAAGAGGAUUCAUGGGCAUGUCGUGAAAUUGGGUUUCGAUUCAAAUGGUAUGGUGAGUACCGCAAUGGCAGAUAUAUAUAGAAAAUGCGGUGAUUUCCAGAACGUAGAAGAGCUAAUCUAUAGGAAUUCAGUUUGCCGUUUGGAUUAUUGGAAUUCCUUGAUUUCGGAUGCUUCGCAAAGUGGAAACGCAGAGGAAAGUUUUGCGCUUUUUAAGAGAAUGAGAAUGGAAAAACUAGAGCCCAAUUCAACUACUGUAAUCCACCUGUUGAGAUCAAGUGUUGACUUGAACUCAUUGGAGGCGGGAAAGCUUGUGCAUUGUUUGAUUAUUUUUAGCAACCUGUGCGAGGAUUUGUCCGUGAAUACUGCUUUGUUGUCUAUGUACGCCAAGUUGGGUGCUUUAGAACACGCGGAAUUGCUAUUUGAGAAAAUGUCUGAGAAAGAUUGUGUUGUUUGGAAUAUAAUGAUAUCAACGAAUUCUAGAAAUGGAUAUCCCCAAGAAUCUCUCCAACUGCUCAGACGCAUGGGAAGAUCUGGGGUCAGAGCUGAUUUAUUCACUGCAAUUCCUGCAAUCUCUUCCAUUGCACAGUUGAAAGCUUUAGAGUUGGGCAAACAGAUGCAUGGCCAUGUGAUCAGAAAUGGUUCAGACUAUCAAGUUUCAGUUCAUAAUUCUCUCAUUGACAUGUAUUGUGAAUGUAAUCGCUUGAGCUCUGCAAGAAAGAUUUUUGACUUGGUAACCAACAAGACCGAGGUUUCAUGGAGUGCAAUGAUUAAAGGCUAUGUGACCCAUGGUCAGUCUGUUGAUGCUCUCUCUCUCUUCACCCACAUGAAAUGUGAUGGAAUCAGAGUAGAUUUUAUUACAGUUAUAAACACCCUGCCUGCUUGUGUGAAUGUCGGGGCAUUAGAGAAUGUAAAAUACCUUCAUGGCUACUCCGUGAAACUUGGUCUUAAUUCACUUCCUUCUCUUAAUACUGCACUUCUCAUCAGCUAUGCAAAGUGUGGAUGCAUAGAGAUGGCUCGGAAGGUUUUUGAUGAAGAAAAGGUCAACCAUAAGGAUAUGAUCGCAUGGAACUCUAUGAUCACUGCGUAUUCUAAGCAUGGAGACUGGCAUCUAUGCUUUGAGUUAUACAACCAAAUGAAGCUCGCAAAUAUGAAACCUGAUCAUGUAUCCUUUCUUGGUGUACUGACAGCCUGUGUAAAUUCAGGACUCGUUGAGGAAGGGCAAAGGCUUUUCAAGGAGAUGAUAGAAAAAUAUGGUUGCCAACCAAACCAGGAACACUACGCUUGCAUGGUGGAUUUACUUGGGCGUGCCGGGCAUAUCAAUGAAGCCAGAGAACUCAUCAAAACCAUCCCCUUUGAACCAGAUGCUCGUGUUUGGGGACCUUUGUUGAGCGCUUGUAAGAUGCAUUCGGAAACGGGACUUGCAGAGUUUGCUGCUAAGAAGCUUAUAGGUAUGGAACCAAAAAAUGCUGGAAACUAUAUAUUGCUCUCAAACAUAUAUGCUGCAGCAGGAAAGUGGGAUAGAGUUGCUAAAAUGAGGCUUGUACUUAGAGAUAGAGCAUUGAAAAAGACCCCUGGUUGUAGCUGGCUAGAUAUAAAUGGACAUGUACAUGAGUUCCGUGUAGCUGAUCAAUCUCAUCCAAGAUCUGAUGAGAUAUACACAACAUUAAGAAUCCUGGAGUUGGAAAUCAAGGAUGCCAGAAAAGAGUCGAGAAAAUUGUCCAAACACUAACUUCAUUCACUGGAGCAGAAUUUAAAUUUGUAUUUUUGUGGACACUGGUCUUCGGGAGGACAUAUUUAGUGUCGAAAAGAAUACGGGAAAUGAUCCCUGUUGUUCUAAUAUAUAUAUAUAUAUAUAUAUAU
Molecule: messenger RNA, 2320 nt
Organism: Ziziphus jujuba (common jujube)
Lineage: Eukaryota; Viridiplantae; Streptophyta; Magnoliopsida; Rosales; Rhamnaceae
Product: pentatricopeptide repeat-containing protein At4g19191, mitochondrial
Exons: 1
Coding region: 15-2189 (724 amino acids)
Biological process (GO): RNA modification
Molecular function (GO): RNA binding; protein binding
Source: RefSeq, a predicted model, not a curated record